CUUGCUAUCAUUUAUGUAAGAGGCAAACAUCCAACCCAAAAAGGCAAAAUCCUCAAAUCACCCCCUGACAAAUAUGGGUAGGGACGGAUCCACCCCUAAAAAAAAAGCAGGACAAAUGACACUCCAAAAGUAUCGAUUUUUUCAAAUCGAUCAUUAUCUAACAGGCGACGUCAUCACCGUCACGAUCUCCGUUUAGCCUGUACCAACAUGUCGUUUUUUCACACGCUGGAUGCUGAUGUGUACCAAUUUCCACCUCUCCCCUCUGCUUUUGGCAUUUUGCUCUCCUCCUCCUCCUCUACGGCUGAAGUGUUUGUUAUCUUCCACAAUGGGUGUGUUUCUCCGGCUCCACCUCCUCCGGCCCACAACAUCACCGCUAUUCUUGAUGGGUUCCCUGAAUAUUCUCAGUUCAACAACUACCUCACCCAAACAAAGCUUGACGACGAGAUCAACAGUCGCCAAACAAUCACCGUCCUAGCCCUCAACAAUGGUGCCAUGUCUGCCCUGGCGGACAAACACCCCCUCUCUGUCAUCAAGAACGUUCUUAGCCUCCUCGUUCUUCUCGACUAUUUCGACGGAGGGAAGCUCCACCAAAUCUCCAACGGCACCACUCUCAGCACCACUCUUUACCAAACUACUGGUAAUGCCCCUGGGAACCUAGGCUUCGUCAACAUCACCGAUCUCCAAGGAGGGAAGGUCGGAUUCGGCUCCGCCGCUCCCGGCUCUAAGCUUGACUCUUCCUACACCAAAUCAGUCAAGCAAAUCCCCUACAACAUCUCUGUCCUCGAGAUCAGUGCACCUAUUAUUGCGCCAGGGAUUCUGACGGCUCCGCCUCCGUCCGCUUCCAAUUUGAACAUCACUGGUUUGUUGGAGAAAGCCGGAUGCAAAACGUUCGCUAGCUUGCUUGUCUCGAGUGGCGUGAUUAAGACCUACCAAUCGGCGCUUGAUAAAGGCUUGACCAUUUUGGCGCCGAAUGAUGAGGCGUUUAAGGCUACUGGCGUCCCCGAUCUGAGCAAACUAACAAACGCCGAAGUGGUAUCGCUUCUGGAGUAUCACGCAUUGCCAGCGUACACUCCUAAGGGGACACUGAAGACGACGAAAGAUCCUAUCUCUACGUUGGCCACUAACAGUGCUGGAAAGUUCGAUCUGACCGCUACAUCUGCCGGUGACGAUGUGACGCUUCACACUGGAGUUGACUCGUCGCGAGUCGCGGAUACAGUGCUUGACUCAGCACCUGUCUCCAUUCUCACCGUAGACAGCUUGUUGCUACCUGAGGAGCUAUUUGGCAAGUUUCCAUCUCCAGCACCGGCUUCGGAGCCCGGCAAGAAACCAGGUGGGUAGUAUAGAUUCUGUUUCUGGUUGUAUUACGAAACCUAAGAUCUUUUCUUAGGUACACAUCAGCAUCUAGCGUGUGAAAAAACGACACGCUGGCAC
Molecule: messenger RNA, 1431 nt
Organism: Rubroshorea leprosula
Lineage: Eukaryota; Viridiplantae; Streptophyta; Magnoliopsida; Malvales; Dipterocarpaceae
Source: the annotation of a GenBank genome assembly